Molecule: messenger RNA, 2069 nt
Organism: Thalassophryne amazonica
Lineage: Eukaryota; Metazoa; Chordata; Actinopteri; Batrachoidiformes; Batrachoididae
Gene: cog6
Product: component of oligomeric golgi complex 6
Biological process (GO): intra-Golgi vesicle-mediated transport
Cellular component (GO): COG complex
Source: RefSeq, a predicted model, not a curated record
GUUUGUGCGUCCGACCGGACUGUUAUUUGAGACGGACCAAAACAGUUUCCUGACAGUUGACGUGGAGCAGGUUGUGAAUAAUGGCUAGUACUCGAGCAGAAAAUUCAAACGACAGCCCCGCUGCUGUCCAAAAUGCAACUGUGCCUUCUCAAGCCAAUAACCCGUUGUCAAGGAAGCUUAAUAAAAUCUUAGAAACGAGGCUUGACAACGAUAAGGAGAUGCUGGAGGCUCUGAAGGCACUGUCUGUGUUUUUUACUGAGAACAGUCUCCGGACCAGGAGGAAUCUUCGUGGUGACAUUGAGAGACGAAGCCUAGUGAUCAAUGAGGAGUUUGCAUGCAUUUUCAAAGAUGUAAUAGAGGAACUUGAAAGUGUUCACGAGGAUGUUCAGGCAAUGAGUAUGUGCUGUGAAGAAAUGACGAGUAGAUUAAAGGCUGCCAAGGAACAAACUCAAGAUUUGAUUGUAAAAACCAACAAGCUGCAAGGAGAAAACCACCGCCUGGAGGUGAGAGCACAAGUGGCUCAGGCUUUCCUCAACAAAUUCCAGCUGUCUAAUGAGGAGAUGACCACUCUGCGAGGGACCCGGGAUGCCCCCAUUACUGAGGAUUUCUUCAAAGCUCUCAGUCGGGUGAAACAAAUCCAUGAGGAUGUGAAGAUCCUUUUACGAACCAACCAGCAGACUGCAGGGCUAGAGAUCAUGGAGCAGAUGGCUGUGUUACAGGAGACAUCGUAUGAGCAGCUGUACCGCUGGGCUCAGAAUGAAUGCAGAGGACUCACCCAAGAGACGUGUGACAUCAGCCCGGUGUUGACUCAAGCCAUGGAGGCCUUACAGGGCCGACCUGUCCUUUACAAGUACACUCUGGAUGAGUUUGGUACCGCACGCAGGUGUGCUGUGGUACGAGGCUUUAUUGACGCUCUCACACGAGGUGGGCCAGGAGGGACUCCCCGCCCCAUAGAGAUGCAUUCCCACGAUCCCCUAAGGUAUGUUGGGGACAUGCUGGCCUGGCUGCACCAAUCCACUGCUUCUGAGAAAGAGCAUCUGGAGUCUUUGUUGAAACAGGUCAUUCUGCAAGGUGUGGAAGAGAACAUGCAGGAGGUGGUUGGACACAUCACUGAGGGAGUGUGCAGACCACUAAAAGUUCGGAUAGAACAGGUCAUUGUAGCCGAGCCAGGAGCUGUCCUGCUUUAUAAGCUGUCCAACCUGCUUAAAUUCUAUCAGCUCACCAUCAGCUCUAUCAUCGGGACCAGUGUGACAUCUUUGCUCAUUACAAUUGAAGAAAUGCAUGUUCUGAGCAAAAAGAUGUUCUUCAACAGUCUGAGCCUUCAUGCAAGCAAACUCAUGGACAAGGUGGAGCUGCCACCUGCAGACCUGGGCCCUACAGCUUCUCUCACACAGACCCUGUCACUCCUCAGGGAGGUGCUGGCCUCUCACGACUCCUCAGUAGUUCCUCUGGAUGCCCGGCAAGCUGACUUUGCUCAGGUGCUGUCUUGCAUCUUGGAUCCUCUCCUUCAGUUGUGCACUGUAUCUGCCAGCAACCUCGGCACAGCUGACAUGGCUACUUACAUGGUUAACUCACUCUAUGUCAUGAAAACGACGCUCGCUCUCUUUGAGUUCACGGACAAGAGGCUUGAGAUGCUUGAGUUCCAGAUCGAGGCUCAUCUUGACACUCUAAUCAACGAGCAGGCGUCUUACGUGCUGACCAGAACCGGACUGAGUUAUAUCUACAGCUGUGUCCAGCAGCACAGCGCCGAGCAGGGUCCUCUGUCUCUCCUGCCAAGCAUGGAUAGCUCCUCUGUCAAAAUAGCGAUGGUCCAGUUUGACAGAUAUCUGUCCUCACCUGACACUCUAGUGAUGCCACAGCUCAACUUCCUGCUCAGCGCAGCCAUUAGGGAGCAGAUUUUCAGACAGUCGACAGAGCUAGUGUGCAGAGCGUAUGGAGAGGUUUACGCAGCACUAAUCAGUCCAGCCAACACGUACAAGGACGCAGAUACCCUGGUACCCAGAUCCCCUCAGCAGGUUCAGACCUUAUUGUCCUGAGACACCUGCUACACAUAAAAAAAAAUUAAUAAA